Molecule: messenger RNA, 1429 nt
Organism: Bacillus rossius redtenbacheri
Lineage: Eukaryota; Metazoa; Arthropoda; Insecta; Phasmatodea; Bacillidae
Product: endo-polygalacturonase-like
Exons: 2
Coding region: 122-1363 (413 amino acids)
Biological process (GO): carbohydrate metabolic process
Molecular function (GO): polygalacturonase activity
Source: RefSeq, a predicted model, not a curated record
AUUAUUUUCAAGUAGAAAAGCAAACAGUUCAUUCCACAUUGCGGAUACUGUGAGUGUUACGUGUUACUAUUAUGUUACCUGCUUAAUUGACUUUGUAAGGCACUAGUUGUGUACUGCAAGAAUGACACGCCCAGUUCCUUUCCUGAUGACUGGAAUCUUCGCAGUAGUGCUGGUGGCUUGUGUGGUCCACAAGGCAGCUGCAGCAGAUUUGCGACACGUGACCGAACCCAAAAUCCCAGCAGCCUGCAUGUCCCUAAUAGGGACUGGCGGUGACGAGACUGCAGUCCUCCAGAAAGCCCUCAACUCCUGCGGCAAAGGAAAAGCCGUCCAUCUGGCGUCCGGUAACUUCAUCUCCGGCCCACUGACCAUCCCUUCCGGAGUCGGUCUGUGGAUCGACAGCGGGGCGGUGCUGAAGGCCAGCUCGAACGCUAAGCUGUUCGACAAGGGCAGGAACAUAUGUGGCACUGUGAGCAAGGAGUACAAUGGCUGUAACCCCUUGAUCAGCAUGAUGAACGUGGUUGGCAGCGGGAUAUACGGCAAAGGGAAGAUCGACGGCCAGGGCGGCAUCAAGCUGACGGGGAAGAGUCAGAGCUGGUGGGACCUGGCCCACGAGGCACAGGUCAAGAACGAGUACCAGAACAACCCCACAUUGAUCGAGAUUGAUGCAUCGAGGGACAUUACGCUGUAUCAAGUGGCCAUCAACAAUGCACCUAAUUACCAUGUCAUCAUCAAUCAGUCUAACGGCACCACCAUAUGGGGGGUCAGCCUCUACACGCCUGCCUCAGCCCGCAACACCGACGGCAUCGACCCGUCGGGAUCGCAGAACAUCACGAUCGCCCACAGCAGCAUCAGCACCGGGGACGACAACAUCGCCAUCAAGGCAGGACGCGGCCCGUCCAGAUACAUAUCGGUGACCAACAACCACUUCGGCGCGGGCCACGGCAUGUCAAUAGGGAGCGAGACGAACGCGGGGGUUAGCCAUGUGACAGUGACCACGCUCACCCAGCAGAACUCGCUCAACGGGCUGCAAAUCAAGAGCGAUCGCUCGAAGGGCGGUCUGGUCACAGACAUCAGCUACACAGAUGUCUGCCUCAGGAACGUCACCAACCCCAUCGUCCUGAAUACAGAGUACAGUAAAACUGCGACUGGCAACCUGAUACCAGUGUACAAGGACAUUAUCUUCCACAACAUCAGAGUGCUGACUCCGGGAAAGUUCACCUUUGAUGGGUUCAGCGAUGACAAACCCAUCCAGGUAACACUGAAAAACGUGGUCAUCACGAAAGGGUCUAUUUGGGUGACAAAACACGCAAAUAUUACCGGAAAGUAUGUUGAAGAAGCGAUUAGCAGCAGUUUGCACUGUUGACGUCCUGAGUGCCAUUAUUUUAUGUGAAUAUCCUAUGAGUAAUAAAUAAAAUAUGAAGUAUACCGA